Molecule: messenger RNA, 762 nt
Organism: Trifolium pratense (red clover)
Lineage: Eukaryota; Viridiplantae; Streptophyta; Magnoliopsida; Fabales; Fabaceae
Exons: 2
Coding region: 73-657 (194 amino acids)
Source: RefSeq, a predicted model, not a curated record
UUUCACCACAUAGAAUCAUAUAAUAAUGAAUAGCCUUAUCUGGCUCCAAAAAAACCCAACAUUCCAACCUGGAUGGGACCUAGAAGAAAUUCAUGCCACAUUUUUCAAAUGCAUAAGUUGGCAAAUGGAAGAAACAAUGGAUACAAUCAAUUGUCCUUACCAUUAUCAUCAACAAUUUCUGGAAUUUUGCAUGCAAGUAUAUAUUUGGAUUCAAUUGUGUUACCUUAUUAUACCGGUUUCGAUGCGUUGAUGUCUUCGACAUUUUCGGGUGAAUGUGCAACAUGUGUGUGUAGGAAAGAAGCUUUGGUUGUUGGAGGUAAACUAGUGAAGUACAAAGGUUGGUCAAUGACAACAUUUUUUGUUGUUGGUGUUCUUUGUUUAAGGAUUAUAUGUAAAAUUUAUGGAGAAAAUGUGGGAAAAUUUGUGUCUAUGAUUAAAGUGUUUAUGGAAAGGUUUAGUUGGAUUUUAAUAAGUUUGGAUUGUGUUUAUUUGAUUGCAAAGUCACCACAAGAAAGAGUCAUGUUGAGAGUUGUUGCUUUUGGAGGCAUAUUUCUUUUAAUUUUGCUUCAUGUUCUCAAAGAGGCAUGUGGUCAAAUUUAUGCAAUGGCUUAUGUGACAGAGAAGUUGAGAUUUGUGUCAAAGUCAACACCAUUGUAAAUAGCAUAAAAAAAAUUGUAAUUUCAAAAUCAGUGUUUUAAAUUGUGUUCUGCAACCAUAAUUGCGGUUGUAUAAAGAAUAUAAAGUUACUACAGUUGCGCUGAA